UCGCAGCGCAGAGAGGAGCCACCCGCCCUCCCCGCGCCGGGCCCGCGUCGCUCGCCGGAAUCCGGUACCGCGGCCGCAUCGGGUCGGCCCCUUCCGCUCGUUCCGGGCUCCCGGCAUGGGCAUGCAUCUUUUGCGGGGACUGCGGCUCUGGGGGCUCGGCGCCUCCGCAGGCCUGGUCGCCGCGGCCCGAGCCCCCGCCGCCCGCCCCGGCUCCCGCCCCCCGCCCCGCCUCCGCGCCCCGCCCGCCGAUCCCCGGCCCCGCCCCGGCCUCCGCCUCCGCCUCCGCACCCCCCUCCCGGCUAGCCCCAGGUCGCAGCGCCAGGCCGCCGCCGCCUGCAGAGACCCGCCGCCGACCCACGCCAGCACUAUGGAGCGCACCGGAGCCGGAGGAAUAAAUUCCAAUGAGUGUGAAAAUGUGUCAAGAAAAAGGGAAAUGUCAGAAGAAUUUGAAGCCAACACAGUGGAUUCUCUGGUAGAUUUGCCAUUUGCUACUAUCGAUAUUAUAGAUGAUUGUGGAAUCACUGAUGUACCUCACAUAAAUUUGGAGAGAAGUAAAGAAAAUGAAUGGAACAAUAAAGAUAAAAUAAAGAAGAGGAAAAAAAAGCAAAAAGAUCAUCAACCCAACUAUUUCCUAUCCAUUCCGAUCACCAACAAAGAGAUUACAAAAGGAAUUAAGAUCCUGCAAAAUGCAAUAAUACAACAAGAUCAGCGACUGGCCAAAGCAAUGAACAGUGAUGGUUCCUUUCAUGUUACCCUGCUAGUGAUGCAGUUAUUAAAUGAAGAUGAAAUAAACAUUGGUAUUGAUGCUCUUUUGGAAUUAAAACCAUUUGUGGAAGAAAUCCUCCAAGGAAAAACUUUGACUUUGCCCUUUGAAGGGGUUGACACUUUUGGAGAUCAGGUUGGAUUUGUGAAGCUGGCAGAAGGAGAUCACAUAAACCCACUUUUGGAGAUAGCAGAUGCUGCAAAAAGGACAUUUCAAGAAAAAGGUAUCUUGGCAGGAGAAAGCAGAACUUUUAAGCCUCAUUUGACCUUCAUGAAAUUGUCCAAAGCACCAUGGCUCCGGAAGAAGGGAGUGAAAAAAAUAGACCCCAAAUUCUAUGAAAAAUUUAUCAGUCACAGAUUUGGAGAAGAAAUGGUACAUCGCAUAGAUCUUUGCUCCAUGCUGAAGAAAAAGCAAAGUAAUGGUUAUUAUCACUGUGAGUCUUCAAUUGUGAUUGGCCAGAAACCUAUUGGAAUCCGGGACUUAAUUAAUGAAGCUUUGCGUCGAGAGAGGAUGGGUCUGCAGUCCAAAGUGAAACAGAUAAAGGAACUUUUAUUAAAGCCUGAGACUCAGGCCAAAAUUAGGAGGGAGCUUUUUGAAGGAAGAUUCAUUAACAACAGUAAUGAAGGAAAUGAUGUUGAUUUCAGCGCAAUUUUGACUUAAGCUCUACAUUGCUAUCGUGGUACCAGAGUUUAUGAAAUCUUUUCAGCUCAUUAAAUAGCUCUUUGGUAAAUACCACAGAAGUGUUCUGAUAGAGUCUGCACAACAGCAAACCAACAUUGGUAAGGAGUUAACAAUUUCUUACGAAAGAAAACUGAUUCUGCACUGUUAUUUUUAAGCUAAACUUGUGUUUUAGAAUGUUUAUCUCUAUAAUACUGAGAUUCAUUUUAUAGAAAGGACUUCUUAAUUAGCCAUUGUGAGAUGUUCGUUGGGUCCUCACAAAUAAAAUAUACAGACUGUGGAAAAUCAUUUACAGACAAAAAAAAAAAAAAUACAGUAUUUUAAGGGUAACUUGUCUCCUGUUGACAUGAUUUUUGUUGUUAAAUCAAAAGAAGCAUUGUUCACAUGUAUCUAUGCCUAGUGUUACUUUUAAUGAGACUUUGAAUGUUUUUUGAUCACUAGUACUUGAAUGAACAUUUAUAAAUGUAAUUAUUGCAGUCACUGGUUAAGAAUGUUUUAUAAUGUCCAUAUGUGUUAUUUUUCAGUGAUCAAAAUGUAAUUUGCUUUUUCAUUUCUUAAUGAAUGUUUGGGAUUUUUUAUUUUCUACUUUUCUGAAGAUAAGCCCCCGGUCUUACUGUAUCCCUCAUAAUCUGAAUUUGUUUGCACUGGUUCAUUUUUAAAGAAAAUUCUUGAAAAGUUUCCCUCCCAUACGAUAAUCACUGGUAACAGCUUUUUCUAUAGUCAGUGUAAAAUUGCUGCUACUAAGAGAUCAUGAUGGAGGGGGAAAUUAUUAGAGAUCAAAUAUGUAAUCAUUUCAAAGAUAAAAAUCCAGUUUACUCAUGGAUUUUAGCUAUUUUUUCACUGGGUAAAUUAUACUACAUUUAUUUAUAAGUGAGUUUAUGCAUUUUCAUGCCUGUUAAUAAAUGUAUUGUUUUCCCUUGUU
Molecule: messenger RNA, 2363 nt
Organism: Balaenoptera ricei (Rice's whale)
Lineage: Eukaryota; Metazoa; Chordata; Mammalia; Artiodactyla; Balaenopteridae
Gene: AKAP7
Product: A-kinase anchoring protein 7
Exons: 8
Coding region: 116-1423 (435 amino acids)
Cellular component (GO): cytosol
Molecular function (GO): protein kinase A regulatory subunit binding
Source: RefSeq, a predicted model, not a curated record